Molecule: messenger RNA, 3504 nt
Organism: Fusarium poae
Lineage: Eukaryota; Fungi; Ascomycota; Sordariomycetes; Hypocreales; Nectriaceae
Exons: 5
Coding region: 1-3504 (1167 amino acids)
Biological process (GO): mRNA processing
Cellular component (GO): nucleus
Molecular function (GO): RNA binding
Source: RefSeq, a predicted model, not a curated record
AUGUCAUAUAAACGCUCCCGCGCAACCUACGAAGCCGAUUUCCAUGCACCCUUUGCAACAUUCGGCACUCCUCUCCCCGAUGAUCCCGAAGCCCGCGACGAUGGCUCGUUUGUUCCAGUAUGGAAACAGGAGGUGAGGGAUGAGAGGGGGAGAAAACGACUGCAUGGCGCGUUUACUGGUGGAUGGAGCGCUGGAUAUUUUAACACUGUUGGAUCCAAAGAAGGAUGGACUCCAUCGACAUUCGUCUCGAGUCGAAACAACCGACAAAAAGAAGGCACAGCUCAAGCACAGCAACGACCAGAAGACUACAUGGACGAAGAGGAUCUUGCAGAUGCCGCGGAAGCUCAGAAAGUACAAACUUCUCAGGCAUUUGCUGGUCUUGGGUCUUCUGACCAAGAUACCAACGCUGGAGGGUUAAUGGGCUUGCUAAGAGCUGAAGGAGACACCAUGGGUUUGAAGUUGCUACGACGCAUGGGCUGGAAGGACGGACAAGGCAUUGGUCCCAAGAUCCGAAGAAGCGCCCGGCUUGAUACUGGACAAAAGAACCCGGAAACCGCCGAAACGCAUUUGUUUGCGCCGGAUAAUGCUGAAAUGAUUCGAUUUAUCCGCAAAAGUGAUCGAAAAGGAUUGGGCCACGACGGCGAAGCCAAGUUGACGAGCCUCAACGCGAUUACAGCUGCAGCUGAUGAUGACAAUGACGACGACGACAGUAAUGGCUUCGAUACCUCACUCCGAAGCACAUCUUUGUUUUCUUCACAAAAAUCGAAGACGAAACCAGCGCGUGGAGGAAUAGGAGUGGGUAUCCUGAACGAUAAUGGAUCCGAUGAAGAAGACCCCUACGAGAUAGGGCCCAAAAUCCGGUACAAUCGCGUCGUCGGUGGUGACAAGAAAAAGAAGAAGGCGAAGAAAGCUUCGGCUACAAUUAAUCCUGCAUUGAAAAACGCCCCCGUCUUUGUGUCUCGAUCAGCUCGAGCAGGCAAUGGUCUCGGGAGGUGUCAUGACGGGCGAUUACCGCUUGAUGGUUUCGUGCUCGCCAAAAUUACAGAAGAUUUGUCUGAUCUCCUUUUGGAGUAUGCACCGCCUCCUGUCCCAGAAGGAUGGGUGUCAUCCAAAAUAUCCUCAGACCAGGCCAAUCCUCCAGACUAUAAAUCGACAGCUGACACCGCGAAAGCAUCCACCCAUGAUGCAAAGUCAAGGGCAGCUCUUCUUGGAGAAAAGAGCUUGCCUGGGAAGUCUGUCUUUGACUUUAUAAGCAGCUCAGCACGCAAUCGACUUGCUACGGCAUCUGGGAACAGCAGUCUCCCGCAAGGCUUGGGAGAAAUACCCGAAGGCUAUGCUAUUUCAGAAGAGGAAAGACAACAGGCGGUUUGGGACCAAACACCAAAGCUAGACCAAGAGACGGCUAUUGCAGCCAUCUCACGAGGCUCAUCUGGACCUUAUGCAGACAACGAGGAGAAAAAGGCACGUUAUAGGACCUACUUGGAACACUUUGCGACGGGCAGCCAACCCUUACCAUACAAACCCCGAGGCAUGGCUUACGAUGACUUUGCAAAAGAAUUAUCGGAAUUCCAUAAUUGCGCCAGGAUAUUCAAACCAAUGACAGGAUUUAUGGCAUCUCGCUUCACCACAGCCAAGAAGCCAUCAACCGUCUUAGCAAACGAACCCGAGGCGGACCUGUUAUCUAAACCAGAGCCCAAAAUAACUGAUCCGGCAGAAGAUGCAGCUAAGAUCGGCAUGUAUGGCAAGAUGACUCGUAAAGUCCAGGACUUUUACCCUACCAGAUUGCUUUGCAAACGGUUCAAUGUUAGACCGCCUGCACAUUCUCAGCCAGAUACUCAAACAGGAAUGGGUUCUGGCUCAAGAAAUCAUGAAGAUCCAAGACCUAUGGAUGAUGUCGAAAUCAGUUCAAGGUCACCGAAUGUGGAUAUCCAAAUGAUCGAAGGCACCCCUGCUGGAACUGUGCCACCAGCUCCUGAACUUGAACCGACCAUCAACCCAGACAAGAACGAAGCAGUGGAAGGGAAGACAGCACAUGAUGAAGUACUUCGAGCAAUUUUCGGAGAUAAAACCGCCAUCCUGUCUGAAUUUCAGGAACUUGGAAUUGGACCAUCUACGUCCUUGGACAACAAAACACCAUCACCUGCCUCGUCAAGACCACCAAGCACGCGCACAACUUCAAGCCAUCAUCGCGAACCGACUUCCGAUAACCUAAAAUCCGCCAAAGAGCCGGAAUCUCACAUUCUUUUGAAGUGCGAGCAGUCUCCACCGCCACAGUAUCCCGCCUCCGAACCUUCAACCUCGCGCCCUCCCCCCUUCUCGUCGCUCUUUACCUCUUCGACCAACGACGCUCACGAGCGCUCCGACAAAUUUGUCACCUUUACCUCUCACUCUCCUUGUGAAGCAGAGGCAUCAGGAUCCGCCGCGCCAGCAUACGAAUCUUCUUCUCCAAGAGAAGCGCUUCCGUUUGACCCAGACCAAAGCACUACUGCAUUUCGCGAUCCAGUCGCGGAAACCAAGCGCGCACUUCCUCGGGAUACCAAGGGAGAUUCUAAUCGAAAGGACGACGACGCAGAACCGCCUCCGGCUUAUUCAGAAGAGGGCGAUAGUCCCCUUGCCGCAUUCUCGUUCCUAAUGGCUGCCGCAGGAGGAGCUUCAAGCAUCAUCACCCAGGUGCAACAGGGCGGGCCGCCUGUUAGCACUCUGGGAGAUAUUGGUGCUGAUGAAACAAUUGCCAUGGACCUGAGGGGUACACGGUUUUAUCUCUCUAGAGAAGAGCUGCUCACUUUGCCUGAGUUUGUUCUUCUUUCUUUGUUCCCCAAUGGUCUAUUCCCUGAGGGUCAAAUGGGCGGUUUUUCGGACGGCGAUGCCGUGCAAGUAGACUACGACCCAGCUUCGCUUCAGUACAUGCUUGAUUUCUUCAGGGACGUCGCACAGUCUAUCCCCACAGACGGAUCACCAAGUGCUUCGCAAGACGAUGAUACACCCUCUCUUGGUACCUCGCGUGACGACUCUAAGCGAGCCGGCAUCAUUGUACUCCGUGAGGAUCUUGACUUUUACGCUAUCCCUCCCCGACCAGACAUCGGUCAGCUUGAUAUGAUUGCCGUGAAACGGGCAGCCGCAGAGGCCUUGCAGCAACAGGCUGGCAUCUUUUCCGGACUCAAGCGAAGUGACGAGCCCGGUACUACCGAGGCCCAUCUUAUUGAGAUGUUGACAGCAGGUGGCUUCAACCACGACGACAAAUGGGGCCACCGUGCUGGCGAGCCAAACAAGGCUGUCAUUUGUAGUUUGGCACUCGCCCGUCUGCGCAGCGACAUCCGAGGCAACGAGAUGGGCACCAACGCUGUUGGUAUGGCCCAGAAGCUUCUUCUCUUCUGGCGCAAGCCCGCUCGACGAUGCUGGUGGGAAGGUGUUGAACUCGAGAACGUUGCUGGUGUUGAGGGCAAGCUCAAGGUCUGGAUCCGAAGAGUAUGGACCCUUGAGAUGAGUGUUAUUGGCCUUCGUUAA